GAGCCACCAGCCGACUUCAUUUGCCCGAUCACGACCGAGGUCAUGAGCGACCCGGUGAUGGCGGCGGACGGGCAUGCUUACGAGCGGUCGGCGAUCGAGCGCUGGCUCGCGACCAAGUCGACGAGCCCGAUGACUGGCGGUGAGCUUGAGCAUAUGGGCCUCUCCCCGCACCACAUGCUGCGCCGGAUGAUCCGAGAGUGGCGAGCGGCGCAUCCGGCACGAUAG
Messenger RNA from Emiliania huxleyi CCMP1516, 225 nucleotides. RefSeq lists its product as hypothetical. The transcript has a single exon. The annotation marks the transcript as partial. Gene Ontology annotation, molecular function: ubiquitin-protein transferase activity. The record is from RefSeq and is a predicted model, not a curated record. NCBI's taxonomy places the organism in Eukaryota, Haptophyta, Isochrysidales, Noelaerhabdaceae. Gene Ontology annotation, biological process: protein ubiquitination.